AUGGUCUUCCUCGACGUCCUCCAUGUGCAUCCGCUCCGGAGCAUCAUCUUUGCGUACCAAGAUGGGAUCUACGAGGACCUGCGCCCGCGCUUCCACGAGUUCCGCCGCAAGGUCCGGUACAGCCUCGCGCACUAUGCCGGGCGCGGCCACGACUGCUUCGUCGGCGGCCGGCUCGUGUCCUCGCCUUUCCACAAGACGCUGCUCGGGACCGUCACGGACCGCAAUCUGUGCUUGGACGAAGAGGCGAUGUAUGACAUUCGCUUCCCGCUGCACCUCGCCAUCUACGAGGGCAAGCUGCAUGUGGUGCAGCGCAUCUUGGCCUGUCGCCCGGCGCUCGUCUCUGCCGACGCGAUCGACUGCGCGUUUGCUUGCGGCAAGCUGUACAUUGCCCGGUAUCUCCUGCAUCAACGCAGUAGCAUGACGAAUCUCUCUCGACAGACGCCAAAGCGCUCAUUCAAGGGCAGGAGCCUACCCAAGUACGUCGCGUACUUUGGCCGUGUCGACCUCUUGCAGCUCCUCAGGACGUACACCGACCAUGGUUGGGACGAGAGUGCCAUGCAAGCAGCGAUCCGACGUCGACAUGUCGCGUGCGCCGAGUACCUCUGGGACACGUUCCCGACCACCGUCACCUACGACGAUCUCUACCACGACGUCGCGAUCGCAGGGCUCUUCUCGCUCGUCUUGCGCUGCGACAAAGCGCGGUUGCCUGUCUCGGCGCAAGUUCUGGCUGGCGCCGCCAUUAGCGGUCACCUCGGCAUCAUUCGGUUCCUGCACGAGCGGUGGCGCCACGGCAAUGCGACAAGCGCACUCAGCGCCGCCUACGCCGAGGGCCAAAUGCACAUUGUGCGCUUCCUGCUUACGCACCGAAGUGAGUUUGCAGGUCGGCGCGGCGUCGACGCCGCCGCCACGUACGGCUUCUUGGACAUUGUGCAGUCGCGUCUCGCUGCGGGCUACUGCGGCAGCAGCGACAUCGCCUUCCAAGCGCUCUGCCACGGUCAUUUGAACGUGGUCCGAUACCUCUUGUACGUUGGGUACACGCUCGACCUCUCGACGGUAUCGCCGCUGCUUGUGUGGUGCUGGGACGAGGCCAAGGUCGCGCGUGCGGGAACACUCGAGAUGCUGGCCUUUCUGCACAGCCGGUCGUUUCGGUUUCGCGCCGUGUGGGUCGACUUUGCGGCCGCCGAAGGGUGUCUCGAGGCCGUGCGCUUCCUUAUUGACGUCGCCCACGCACCAUGCUCCCCGAAUGCGAUCGACAGCGCAGUGUUCCACCCCCCUGUGCUCGCCUACCUCGUCGCGCACACGUGCGUACGCUGUACGACCAAAGGGUUUGUGAACGCACUGCACUGGCAGACACCGCUGCGCGUCUUCGCGAUGCUUUUGCAGCACUUUCGACCCGAGUGCACGCCGGAGGUCGUGCGCUGCGCGCAAAUCGAGGCCCGCCUCGACGUACUCGAGCUCCUCCAGUGCGAACGUGUGUUUUCAACAGCGAGCCAGCAUGGAGGAAGAUGA
Messenger RNA from Saprolegnia diclina VS20, 1509 nucleotides. RefSeq lists its product as hypothetical. Bases 1 to 1509 code for a protein of 502 amino acids. Lineage: Eukaryota; Oomycota; Saprolegniomycetes; Saprolegniales; Saprolegniaceae. The record is from RefSeq and is a predicted model, not a curated record. The transcript has a single exon.